AUUUCACCCUGCGAGAGUCUGAGCCCGGGGACAGUUAGCGGAGUCAACAGAAAGGAGCUGCGCCUAAGUGUAAAGGAGCCUGGGAGGCAGCUCGCGUCGGUUGCAGGUUGCAUGGUAAUCUGAACUUGAUGCAUGGCCGUUGCAUGACAGCACUGAGUCUUGUCGUUGGACUGAGAGCACGCAGCUGCAUCCAUGGCUCAAACCGUGCACAUGAACGGCAGUGGCCCAGAAAGGGGACAAAGAUGCCCAAGCACAGAAGACGAGAAGGACUCUGAGGCCCCUUACUAUGUUGAAACUCCUUAUGGUUAUCAGUUAGACCUGGACUUCCUCAAGUAUGUUGACGACAUUGAGAGGGGCAACACCAUUAAGAAGCUGAGUAUCCAGAGGAAGCCCAAAGUGCCCAAACCCUUGGUGGUGCCCCGGGGCAGCACUGGUGGGGUCAGCGCUCAGGCUGAAUGGACCUCCACAGACUCCCUGUCUUCCUCAAACAGCGAUGGCAAGCAGUCCCCAGUCUUCUUCACCAACAGGGGUGCUGCUCCACUGACCCCCACCCUCUCCAGGGCGACCUGUGAGGUGCCUCUGCAUCAGUCGUGCUCAAGCAUCACAGAGCAGAAACAGCUCCUUCCCCCGCCUUCUCCCAGGUUUGCCCCCCGGCACAACCCCCAAGUGGAGAAGACCCUCAUGGAGACCCGUCGUCGGCUGGAACAGGAGCGUCUGCUCAUACAGCCGCUUAGCGAGCCUCCGAUGCCCCGCCGUCGUCUCGCUAGCUUUGGCGGUAUGGGCUCCAGCAGCUCACUGUCCUCCUACUCUGGCUCCAUAGGCCCAAGCCAGAUCUCUCCCAGCUCCCAUCAGACUCUGCCCAUCAACGGUCAUCUCCCUAAUGGAGAAUAUAACUCCUAUUACCCACCAUCCAGGGGCAGCUCCAUCCGCCACAGCCCCAUGAGCUCUGGGAUGGCCACUCCAGUAACUAACGUCAGCCCGUUACACCUGCAACAAAUCCGGGAGCAGAUGGUUGUGGCUCUCAAGAGGCUGAAAGAGCUCGAAGAGCAGGUGAAAACCAUUCCUAUCCUGCAGGUGAAGAUUGCUGUUCUGCAGGAGGAGAAAAGACAGUUGGCUGCUCAGUCAAAAAGUCAAGGUCUCGGUGGCUUCCGCAAACGCUCCUACAGUGUAGGCUGUGCUGACCAAAUGGAAAACCUGGGCCCCAUCCAAAAGGAAACAGAGCUGCACAUCAUGGAGCCAGAAGCCAAGGAGCAGAGCGCUCAAAGGCUGGAGGAGUUCAGACGCCUGGCUGCUGAGGUCCAAGCACUGGAGAAGACUUCCCAGGACAAUACAAAUGAAAACCAGCCUCAAAACCUCACGCAGAACCAAGCCCUCCAUAAAUCCAUUGGUAUAGUUACUGAUGAAAAUAUGAAUAACCUUCCUGCCACUCAAAGGAAGCCGCAGAAAGAACGUUGUUUCCAGGAUGCAGGGGUAGCGACAGAGCGGCUGGAAAUCCGGAGCGCUGCAGUUGGUGUCACUGAGGCCAUGCUGGGCAUGACCACUGAAGCUGAAAAAGAGAUUGAGCUGCAGCAGCAGACCAUCGACGCCCUGAAGGACAAGAUCUACCGCCUUGAGGUGCAGCUCAAAGAAACAACUCAUCAGAUGGAGAUGGGAAAGCUAAAACUGGAGCUCCAAGCUGCUGGUGGGUCAACUAAGAAGAAAGCAGACAAAGGUUUGAUGGUCAGGCCGGAGAUGUACAGCAUCUGUGUGGAAGCUAAAGUCCAGACACGCAGCCAGGGAGUGGGUGAACAUCUGGAAUUCAGCCAUGUUAGCACUGCUAAAAGUCCACAGACCCACACUAGAGGAGUGUCCUGUCAGCCUACUGUCCACAGUGUUGCCACAGGACCAGACGUCCCUAUGGACCGGUGGGUGGUGCGUGAACAUGUGGAGGUGAAUGACCAGUGCGUAGGGGUCCAGGUGGAGACAUGUCACCAGCAGGUAGGUGAGGAGCUCAGUGUUUGUGAGGUGGGAGUCAACACAGAGGAGGUGGUGGACAGCUUGACCCUCAGCAAAGCCACGACGGAGGCAAGCAAAGAGUGGCGAUCAGUUGGCUGUGGAGAUUGUUUAGUCGAUGUGGUCGUUAGUCCCAUCAAGACAUUGGUGUCACAAGGAACUGAUCCAGAUUGUGUCACUAAAGUGGACUGUGCUGUCAUGGCGGCUCCUGAGUCAGCGACUCAGCAGACCAGCACCGAGAUGGAAGCUGCAGAAAAGUCCACGAACACAAAACAUGUUGUCCUCACCGACUCAUUCACUGCCAUGGAGUUGCUUACUUGUGAUAAGCAAACCAACACAGUGGUUACUGAAACCCGGACCAUCGCUGCUGGAGAAGGACUCGUUAAAGACGUUCACUCAACAGCAAAGAUGCGUUCGAUUGCUGUUGGAACCAUCACAGAUGUGGAGCUAAUCCCCAGCAAAUCAAGCUCAACUAAAACCAAAGAAUGUGGGGUGGGACCAGUAAGCAUCCAUGAGAAUUUCUUGGUUGGUUUAAAAACCAGAAACAUAGCAUGUGGCCCCUCCCAGCCAGCUGAGUCAAGCAUCAGCAGCAAGGAGACCGUGGAGGUGAAGACUGAGGCGGCAGCCCUGCAGACGCAAGGCGGCGUCAGCUUGGACCAUUACAUCGAGAGGGUGCAGAAGCUGCUGCAGGAGCAACAAAUGCUGCUAGCUGAGAACUACACCGAACUGGCAGAAGCUUUCGGACAGCCCCAGUCCCAGUUUGGGGUCAUCAACAGUCAGCUGGUCAGCACGCUGUCGUCCAUCAACUCCGUCGUGAAGUACGGGAGCGCCGAGGACAUCCUGAAGCUGCAGUCAGACUCUGCGAGCUCAGAAGAGAGCAGUCAGCAGCUGCAUCUGUCCUCUGUCUGGACGCAGCGUGUGGAGAUGUCACCUGAACUCUCAGCAGCAGAUAGACCUGCAAACGCGCCGUCGCAGCAGCAGCACAUCAGUGCAGCCGAGCAGAAGAGCCGCAUGGACCGCCAGAUGUCUACAGCGCUACAUGGGCAGAACACCCUGAAAUCCAUCAUGAAGAAGAAAGAUGGCCGAGCCGACUCCAACGGCACGAAGAAGAACCUACAGUUCGUCGGGGUGAACGGAGGAUACGAGACUACGUCGAGUGACGACUCCAGCUCAGAGGACAGCAGCUCCUCUGGCUCGGACGAAGAAGAGGAGGAUGAGGAGAAGGAGUGCGGAGGAAAGGAGGGAUACAAGAAAGUGGAGGGAGAGCGCAGCAGGGAGGAGUUCCAGCCCGAGGGAGCAGAGGAUGUGGACAAGAAGGAGGAAGAGGAAAGUUCAGAGAAGCAGGAGACGAGAGAGAGGUACGAGCUGAGUGAGAAGAUGCUGGCUGCGUGCAACGUUCUCAAAUCUCACCUCAGUGACCCCAAAUCUGUGAGCAGCAAAGACCUGAGAGGCUGUCUCAACACGGUGCAGCACGAAUGGUUCCGUGUGUCCAGCCAGAAGGCAGCGGUGGCAGCCAUGGUGGAGGACUACCUGGGAGCCUUUGCCGGCGUUUUUCCAGCUGUGCUGAGACACAUCGUCAAUAUGGCCGACGGCAACGGCAACACGGCGCUGCACUACAGUGUUUCACACUCAAACUUCCAGGUGGUGAAGAAGCUGCUGGAUGCAGACGUGUGUAAUGUGAACCAGCAGAACAAGGCAGGAUACACCCCCAUCAUGCUCGCUGCGCUCGCGGCCGUGGAGACGCCCAGGGACAUGCGCAUUGUGGAGGAGCUCUUCAGCAAGGGUGACGUCAACGCCCGUGCCAGUCAGGCUGGUCAGACGGGGCUGAUGCUGGCGGUCAGUCACGGCAGGAUGGACAUGGUUCGGUCCCUGCUGGCUCACGGCGCCGACGUCAACAUCCAGGAUGACGAGGGCUCGACGGCGCUGAUGUGCGCCAGCGAGCACGGCCACGUCGAGAUCGUCAAACUGCUGCUGGCCCAGCCCGGCUGUGACGCCACGCUCAGCGACAGCGAUGAGAGUACUGCUCUGUCCAUAGCUCUGGAAGCGGGACACAAGGACAUUGCAGUGUUGCUUUAUGCACACGUCAACUUCUCCAAAGCCCAGUCACCGGGAACGCCUCGACUCGGCAGAAAAACGUCCCCAAGUCCCACCCGGAGGGGAAUGUUUGAUUAAACCCACCCUCUGCUCUGCCCACAAACCCUGCGCUGCUAUUGGUUCUCGUGCACGACGCCUUAUCCACAGCGGGAUUCACCCCAACCAACCAACCAAUGAGAUUUCUGGAUUUUUUUUUUUUUUUUUUUUUUUUUUUUAUAUAAUUUUAUAAGCACAUUUGCCUCCACAGUGAGCCCAAAGUGCCCUUUGAAUAUGAAUGUAAGCAGCUGGUGCCUCUCAUCCCAUCAGAUUGUAGCUGAAACAUCUCAAAAAUCACAAACUACUGGACACGCUUUAAAAUAUGCCAUUUUUUCUUUUUAAUUUUUUUAACUUAAUGCUCAGUGUUGAUCAGCGAGAGCACCAAACCCUCUACAUUUGUGAUUUAUUUUUAAUAAUGUUUGAGUGCAUCAGAGAUGGAGUGAUCCAGCCAUCCUGUAUAUACCGCUCGCCUCUACAUCCCGUCUCAUCACUGCGACUCAGUGAGCGGACGUGACCUAGACUGGAGAAAUUUAACUUUUAUACAAAUGAUUUGUAUCUAUUUAAAAACAAAAAUCACAGUAUUUUGAAUAUUUCCUUCUACUACUUAACAAUCCACGAGGUUAUAUAUUUAUCAGAAUAUAGUUUUUAAUGCAAAGAUGUAUUACAUUGUACAUACGGUGGUCGUUUGACUUUAGUUAUUCUCCUUUUUGUCUUUGUCCACUUUCCUUCUGUGUAAAAUAAGAUGUCCUCCUCUAGUAUUCAUCAAGGUACUGACGUUCAUCUUCACAUGAGAAUUGAUGUGCCUUAAACUUCAUCAUGUAACAAUAAACAUCAAUUAAAGAGUUUAAAUCCA
This is a messenger RNA of Archocentrus centrarchus (flier cichlid), 4975 nucleotides long. It is a transcript of the gene kank1a, whose product is annotated as KN motif and ankyrin repeat domains 1a. The coding region runs from base 193 to 4164 and encodes 1323 amino acids. Gene Ontology annotation, biological process: negative regulation of actin filament polymerization. Lineage: Eukaryota; Metazoa; Chordata; Actinopteri; Cichliformes; Cichlidae. Gene Ontology annotation, molecular function: protein binding. Gene Ontology annotation, cellular component: cytoskeleton; cytoplasm. The record is from RefSeq and is a predicted model, not a curated record. The transcript is spliced from 12 exons.